Molecule: messenger RNA, 1262 nt
Organism: Trichoderma harzianum CBS 226.95
Lineage: Eukaryota; Fungi; Ascomycota; Sordariomycetes; Hypocreales; Hypocreaceae
Exons: 3
Coding region: 345-1133 (262 amino acids)
Molecular function (GO): oxidoreductase activity
Source: RefSeq, a predicted model, not a curated record
CUUGAGAGCCUCAGGCCAACUUUCUGAAUCAUGCCCAUUGCUGUUAUAUCUUGGGAAGCUCUGAAAAGGCAUAGCACCAUCAACUGCCCUGAUGUGGUAUACAUGUACUGUAGACUACAAUCUGACUCGACGCUGUUAGUGCUGAGGAGCACCUGAAAAUGGCAAUUGAGCUGGACUGGAGCUUCGAGCCUCGGCACAGCGCCCCGGUUUCACAACUACGACCGCCCUUGAUGACUAGCAAUAUGACAUAUUAUUCACAGAUGUAAACAUCUCGCAUCACCUCUUCUUUUCUCUCCUUCAUAAGAAACACCACCAAUUCAAUUCACCUACAAUCCACCCCAGUCAUGAAGAUCCAGGGCCGCACCUUCAUCAUCUCCGGCGGCGCAUCCGGCCUCGGCAAGAGCUCUGCCAUCGAAAUCAUCAAAGCUGGCGGCUAUGUCUCUGUCCUCGACCUGUCCGACGAAGAAGACGGCAAGCAGUUGGAAAAAGAGCUGGGACCGUCUGCAAAGUUCUUCCACUGCAAUGUGACUGAGACUGAGAGCAUCGCAAAGGCCGUUCAGGGCACCGUGGACUGGGUGAAGCAGACGGGAAAGCCAUUGGGCGGUAUCAUCCCAGGGGCAGGCAUUGGCCUUCCAGCAGCUAUCUUAAACCGCAAGGGCGAGGCCCUGAACAUUGACGACGUUGACUUUGUCCUAAGCGUCAACUUUAGAGGCGUCAUCGACCUCGUCCGGCAAGCCGCAGUCCAUCUCGCCAAAGUCGAGCCCGAGGGCCCAGACGGAGAGCGCGGCGUCGUCAUCUUGGUCAGCAGCUCGAGUGCCUAUGACGGCCAGUACGGCCAGGUCGCCUAUGCGGCUACCAAGGGAGCCGUCGCAUCAAUGGCGUUGCCCAUGUCUCGCGAUCUGGCGAGCUGGGGCAUCCGCGUCGUUGCCAUUGCCCCCAGCCUGUUCAACACGAAUUUGACGGCUGGCAUGAGCGACAGGGUUCGGAAAGCCAUAGAAGACACGUUUGUGUUUCCGAACAGAGCCGGCAAUCCGCCCGACUUUUCCAUCUUGGUCAAGCACAUUAUUGAGAAUCCCAUGUUGAACGGAACUGUCAUUCGAUUAGAUGGAGCGUCGAGACUAAGCAAGCUGUAAUUCAUCUGCAAUCAAUGUUGGGAGUCUAGGCUUUUAGGAUUCUGUUCAUCUCAGCCGAUAGGUGGUGUAAUUAUUGCAUGUACACGUAUUCUGUAAUAUCAAAGCAGUAUAAACAUAAUGAAACAAAGC